Molecule: messenger RNA, 1950 nt
Organism: Grammomys surdaster
Lineage: Eukaryota; Metazoa; Chordata; Mammalia; Rodentia; Muridae
Gene: Stap1
Product: signal transducing adaptor family member 1
Exons: 7
Coding region: 77-874 (265 amino acids)
Biological process (GO): cell surface receptor protein tyrosine kinase signaling pathway; positive regulation of B cell receptor signaling pathway
Molecular function (GO): signaling adaptor activity; protein kinase binding
Source: RefSeq, a predicted model, not a curated record
UCUCAACACUACGGAGAUUUCAUUUCGUUUAAGGCUGGGUAGAACUGAAAGCAAGCCAGACGCCAGAGCAAAGGGUAUGAUGGCUAAGAAGCCCCCGAAACCCGCCCCUCGUAGGAUCUUCCAGGAAAGACUAAAGAUCACUGCUCUACCCCUGUACUUUGAAGGAUUUUUAUUAGUCAAACGGUCUGACUACCAGGAAUACAAACAUUAUUGGACGGAGCUGAGAGGAACCACACUGUUCUUUUACACUGACAAAAAAAGUACAAGUUAUGUUGGCAAGUUAGACGUAAUAGAUCUCGUGUGCCUUACUGGCCAACAUUCAACCGAAAAGAAUUGUGCAAAAUUCACUCUUGUUUUGCCCAGAGAAGAAGUACAUCUGAAGACAGAAAACACAGAGAGUGGGGAAGAGUGGAGAGGCUUCAUUCUUACAGUAACAGAGUUGUCAGUUCCUCAACACGUGUCACUUCUACCUGGACAAGUGAUUAGACUGCACGAAGUCUUAGAGAGAGAAAAGAAAAGAAGGACUGAGACAGACCAGCUGCCAGUUGUGCCUGCGGAGAAAGAGAAGGAGCCUGUACAAGACUAUGCAGAUGUACUGAACCCUCUGCCUGAAUGUUUUUAUGCAGUUUCCCGGAAAGAAGCAACUGAGAUGCUGGAAAAGAACCCUUGUUGGGGAAAUAUGAUCCUGAGGCCUGGUAGUGACAGCAAAAACUACUCCAUCACUAUACGGCAGGACAUAGACUUCCCAUGGAGUGAUGAGAUGAUGCGACGACUGUUCCAAACAAUCGGCCCAUUACAUGAUACCCUUCGUGUGCCUUGUCCAGAGUGCUACAGACAUUUCCUACAGGCGCCAAAGGAUAACCUAGACCUAUAGUAUCUUCCAUGCUUUACAAAUUAGACUUGCAGAAAACAAUGAAUAUUAUCUACAUAUGUAGAUAAAAUAGUUAUAAUUUAGUGAGUGCUUAAAUAAGUCAAGGUCUUUACUAAUGGCUUUUGCAAAUAUUAACACCUCCACUAUGUAGACUGAAAACACAUAUGCACACACUCAUUCACUCUCACUCACACUCACACACACAGUGGAGGGGAGGUUUAGAGAGCAUAUAUGAUAAAAAAAGAAUUUAAGCCAACUGUCCUAUCAGUCUUCCAAAGGGUAGCAGUCAUUUACUGUCAGGAUACAGGAAUUCUAAUGAAAACUGAAGAGUUUUCAAUAGUAACUGUGUGAUUUUAAAGAUGUUUCCCUGAUUGCGGUGAAGGUAAGAUGAGAGCCAACCAUCUUGAACAGGCGCAUUUGAGACAUCCCCCGUGUAAAGAUUCUCUCCCUGCCAAUCGGUAACUGAUUCAUGACUUUUUCUCGUUAGGGACUACUUCUUACGAAAGGAGCAGGCUGGCUAAGAGUUAUCCCGUGUAUUGAAAGUAGGUCAUGGAGAUUAAAGAUUGACUUUCCUAUGUGGUACGCAACUGAGAGGAGAUUUGGACAUGGUGGUAGAUGAAAAGCACCCCUGAAUAGGACACUGUUGUACACUUUGAGCCUGUGGGAAUAUAAACAGGAAACGGCGACGUUGCGAUUCUAAACAGAAGGCGAAAAGGCCCCAUAGACGAGUUAAACUGGAUGAAUAAUUCCUCUUAGCUCCUGAACAUAAGGCAAAUAUUGAAUCAGUUUGCUACUCAGAUAAAUGACACCAUAAUACAUGCUAUUAACUUCUCACCAUUAGAAAAAGUUUACGUUAAACACAAUUGCCGCAUGAACCAAAUGAGUUCAAGACAAACACGCUACUAUUCCAAACUAAGUACCAUGGACACUGACUUCUGCUGGCAUGGGAGAGUCGUAGCUUACAGCAGAUAGCAUUUUGAGAUGAGCUCCUCAUAUUGUUCAGUUGGCUUUAUAAAGUCUGUGUUUAUAAUGUUGAAAUACAGUGACAAAUACAAUGUGAUUUUUGUUGUUGUUCUGAA